GACAAUGAAAGAGAAAGUGCCCGACACCAAACGUUCUCAGGUUUUUCUUCUCGCGGCGGCCCAGGGCUCCAAAGGCGCGCGCGAGAGUGUCCCCUCUCUAAGUUAUGUGAGAACGAGGGUGAUAAGCGACAGAGUGAGAAUGGAAUCUAUUGGCUACCGGGGGGAACUUUCCCAACCUCCGUCGAUCCCGUUCAAAGUUCCAAUCUCCAUCUUCACCACACAGCAGACCCGGGAAGGAGCACCCAGACUCCCUCACUCAUUUGUCUGUGCGUUGUGCAGUAUCUAUGUAUAUAGCCUAGCUUUCCGCCACGUAUACGAGUUGACUGUCCUCCCAAUUACCCACCCCACCGGUGCAAUUGACAGGCAAUAAACGCGAAUGCCAAUACAGCAAGGAUGUCAAUCCAACCUUGUAGAAUCGACGCUUGUGGUCUUUGGCUCCCAGCUUCUGUUUUUCGGGGUGGGCUGGGUAUUUGUGAUGGAGAAGCUGUUCAAAGACUACGAAGUACGGACAGGCCUUGUCAGAGUUGUCUUCGCGGCCACGUUCGCCGCUUGUUGCACAUUGUUCGAGAUGAUCAUCUUCGAGAUCGGCGACGUUUUGGACGCGAGAUCGCGAUGGCUCCACUGGAAGAUAACUUUGUAUGGGAUGCUUUUUAAUGUCAUCGUGUUGCUACCAUUCUAUCAAUUCUACAUAUUAUUUGCGGAGCGAGACAAAGCAUGGUUGCGCCAGCGGCGGUGGCCAUUAGCAUCUUUGUGCUGGAUUGUAUAUCUGUAUUUCUUCUGGAAGAUCGGAGAUCAGUUCCCGAUCAACGCGGCGAGGGAUCCCGGAACGAGUGCUUACUUCGGAAUUGAACCGGGGAUGGGACGGGUGGGAGUCAUUGGAGUGACAAUGAUUGCCAUUCUCUCAGGCUUCGGCGCUGUAAAUAGUCCGUACACGACGCUGUUCUUCUUUCUGAGGAAGAUCACCGAAGCAGAUGUGUCUCUGGCGGAGAAGAAACUUCUACAAACAGUGGAUAUGCUGUUUGGCAAGAAGAAGAAGCUUCUGCUGGCUGAGCGCAGAUUGCGCGGGCAAGAAGAUUUUGCAGGGCAACAAAGUGGGAUGGGAGGGUUUAUGAAGAAUAUGUUCACGAAAGUGACGAACGGAUUCCGACACGGGGAAGAAAACAUCAGCAUUCUGAAGCACGAAAUAAAGGCCCUUGAAACUGUCAUGCAUCAGCUUUUCCUGGAUUUGGAGGAUCUGAACAUGGAACGAGACCGCAUUCGAAAUGCGCAAACUUUGAAGGGACAUUAUUUCAACGCUAUGGGAUACAUCUUCUCGGGGUACUGCCUGUGGAAAGUGUUUGCGUCUAUUUUGAACAUCAUAUUCAAUCGCGUCGGCGGGGCGGACCCUGUCACGCACGGGUUAAACGUCUUGGUGCACUGGUUCGGUUUCGACAUCGACAUUACUUUUUGGGCACCGCAAUUGUCCUUUGUAUUUGUUGGCAUUCUUGUCGUUUGCUCCAUUCGAGGUCUCCUCAUUCAGUUCAUGAAGUUUUUUCGUGCGUUUUCCUCAUCACUCUCGCCCAACAACAUUGUCCUUUUCCUCGCGCAUGUCAUGGGAAUGUACUUCCUGAGUACCGUCCUCAUGCUGCGAAUGAGCCUUCCACCACAACAUCGUAAAAUUGUAACCGAUGUGUUGGGCAAGAUUGAGUUCAACUUCUACCAUCGUUGGUUUGACGUCAUCUUUCUAAUAAGCGCCAUCGCGAGUGCCGGGUUCAUAAUGGUCCUCACGCAAAUCCAGAAACAGCGUGAUCUGGACAACUCGUUGUGGACUGGCGGCGGAAGUUUGCUGGGUGAAACCAAAGCACUCUACGAUUGAGGAGCGCUAGCGUGCUCCAUUCUAGCACGCGCGCCAAGCACGCGUCACAUAAAGCGCGAAGAAACAAUAAUACGUAGUUGUCUUCAGGCAUGCUUGGCGUUCAUCGAUAUCGUGGUCAUCUGCAAAGCGGCGAGAAACCACUGACGAGACAUCUGAACCUUUUUGGCACGGUCUCCGAUGCUUGACUUGCGCGCACGAUUUUCGGAUGGGGCACGUGUCCCCGGGACCCCAAAUCUACGCGUGACAUCAACGCAGCGGAGUCGACUCUUUCCUGUGAAGUCGUUCAAUUACGAUCGGAGUAGACAGGCUGGGGCAUACAAGACGUCGGUUGCCAGCAUAGUUGGCUUCAAAGGGGGCCGGCCAUCCACGCCCACUUUCAUUGUACCGCUUGACGUGUAUAUCUUUCUGACGUUCUGCCCGAUGAAGAUGGCAGUAAAUAGGUGAUACGGAAUAAAACGUUUUUGGACUCAUAAGUCAGU
Molecule: messenger RNA, 2334 nt
Organism: Fimicolochytrium jonesii
Lineage: Eukaryota; Fungi; Chytridiomycota; Chytridiomycetes; Spizellomycetales; Powellomycetaceae
Product: Abscisic acid G-protein coupled receptor-domain-containing protein
Exons: 12
Coding region: 377-1855 (492 amino acids)
Cellular component (GO): membrane
Source: RefSeq, a predicted model, not a curated record